AUGGAAGGUACGGAAAUAGCCAUUAAUUGUACAGAGAAAGAUGGCUCGAAAGCCUGUUAUACUUGUAUGGGUAGGGAUAUGGAGAAUUGUGAAACAGGCACCGUUUGUUGCAGUGGAUCAUGCUUUAAAUUAAUAGAUAUACAACAUAAUCUUAUAAUGAAAGGCUGCACGAAUGAGGAUCAAGAAGAUGGAAGUAUGAAAAAGCGAACUCUCGAUGUAAAAUUGUACUGGGUAAAUGACGAAAAAGUCACAGGUUGA
Dracunculus medinensis (Guinea worm) is the source of this 258-nucleotide messenger RNA. NCBI's taxonomy places the organism in Eukaryota, Metazoa, Nematoda, Chromadorea, Rhabditida, Dracunculidae. The record is from the annotation of a GenBank genome assembly.